GAAGACAAGGAGCUUAAAGGGGAAUGCUGCUCAUUCACUUCCACACUCCACACUGACCAUCUCCCUCCAAGCAUUUAGUGAGAGCUUGAGACUAAUUUGGUUAUGUAACAUUUGUCAAUUUUACCAGUGAGCACUGCUUUUCUGUGGAAACUCAAAUUGUUGGAAAAGAUUCCAAAAUUUAAAUUGUGAUAAUUUACCAAUGUCUGUUAAGAUUGCUAAAGUCUGAAUGGAUCAUAGCUUUCUAUGGACUAUUCAGUGAGACAGGUUCCCCUUUACGUCAGUAGGUGUGUUUCCACUGAGAUUCUGGAACCUUCUGAGGAACAGAUAUUGGGCUAUGCUCAAUGAGAACUACACUACCAUACUGCAGAGACUGUAAUGUAUAAUAUAAAAUUAGAGAGACAAAGUGUGAGAACACAGCAAAAUGACAGCCACACAGAGAACGUGGAGGUGUUUGUGGUUCUUUAUUACAUUUGCUUUGUUGAUAUAUGAUGAUGUUUAGGGAUGCAUCAUUACCAAUAAUGGUAUCAGGUAUCCAUGUGAAAUGUCUACAGGCCUAGACAAAAUAAUGUGAUGAAAAUCAGUUAUCGACAGUCAGCCAUUAUUGGUCCUUGACAACGAGGAAUUCCCGCACAAUGAAGCAUUAUUUUUAUUUUUAUUUUUAUUUAUUUAUUUAUUUAUUUAUUUUUUACAGCUGUACAUAAAUGCUUUUCUUAAGUGAAACAAAAGUCACCCUUCUCCAUUGCAAGCCUUCUUUGAUCCAAGGUAACUAACAUAGCUAGCUAAAUCAUGAAAUCAAGUAAAAUGAGCACUUUAAGGAAAUUAAAGCUAACAGUAUAAAUAAUGAGCGCCUAUUAGCUAACAUAUGCUUUUUUUGUAGCCGCUAUUCAAGCCAGGAAAGCAUCCAUGAUGACCCAGAUUUCUACGUACUGAGUAGGUUCCUCAUUUCAGUUUUGGUAUCAUUACCACUAUCAACGAGCACCAAAAAACAGUCUGAAGAAAUUGGUAUUGAUACAUCUGUAAUGAUGCAUCAAUGAGUUUUUUAAACCAGUUACAGGCAUGGAGGACGAUUGUUAACUGUUCCUAUAAAAACAUUCUAACUCUGUAAACCAUUAGCCUCGGUCAUUAGCUUGAGAGGGAAUAGUUUACCAAUUAGUGAUGUUUACUACAGCAAACUUCACCACAGAAGUUUUUCCCGAAUAGAACAGUAUGCUAGUGUCCAUCUAUAGAAAAGGACCUGCUGAAAAUAAUCUAUGGCCCAGGAACUAAAAUAGGCCCUGGUUCCUCUGGUGGAAAUGCACCUAAAGUUCCUUGGUUCCUGAAAAGGUUCUUGCAGUGGAAACACGCCUAAUGGGUAUGUUAGAGUGCUCCUGCAUUGUGAGGCUGGAGUUUUGGAGGUGUGUCUUGACCUCUCUAAGCACAGAACGGCUCUCUCAUAUCUGUUUGUCCUCUUGUCUUUCUCUCUGUUUCUGUUCUUCUGUUCCUUUCUGUUCUGUUCUUUUUUGCCUGCUGCCUGUCUGGUCUGCAUCUUUGCAUCCUGAGAGAGAAGAAUGGGGAGAUCCCAAUUUGGUAAAGCUCAAUGUCGCCAUUACCUGUGGCUACCUGCUUUACGACCUUCUGCUGCUAGCCUGCAACUGGAGCACCAUGGGAGACAGCUUUUUUGUGUGUCACCACUUGGCGGCACUCUAUGCAUAUGGAUAUGUGCUGACACGUGGGGUGCUUCCAUAUUUUGCAAACUUCCGACUUAUUUCGGAAUUAUCAACACCAUUUGUGAACCAAAGGUGGUUCUUUGAGUCGCUGGCAUACCCUCGCUCUCACCGGCUGGUGGUGGCUAACGGUGUGGCUAUGGCCGUGGCCUUCUUCCUGGUGCGCAUCGCUGUGAUGCCGCCAUACUGGGCGAAAGUGUUUGGCACGUUUGGUACGCCCGCCUUCGAGAGGCUUGGCCUGGGCGCGCAGGUGGCCUGGAUUGUCUCCUGUGUGUGUCUGGAUGUGCUCAACGUCGUAUGGAUGUAUAAAAUUGCCCGUGGCUGCUACAGGGUCAUCACUGGAACAAGUGGCAAGAAAAAAGGUGGCAAGGCAAGUUCCGAUGAGUUCAACCAUGUCAACAAUCAUAUGGACUGAACAGUGUAGGCUGUAAGCAGGAGACGGAAUUGAAAGUGGCAUACUGGACCACAGUUUUAGAUUUCAGUCUUCCCUGCCAGACCAGGAACAUGGUAACUGCUGCUUAUUUGCUAUCUUGCUCUAAAAUGGAGAGAGAGUGGAGUCUGCAGUGUUCUCUGGUUGCCUGGGUUAGAGAUCAUCAAGAGGCAUUGUGGAAAUGAACAUCAAUAAGCAUACAGUAUAGACCCCUAUUGCUUCAGCCACAAGUGCCUCAAAACCCAAGGACCAGAAAUGGAACAUCGAGAUAUACAUGUGACAACCUCCGAAUUAUGAAAGCUACCUAAAGAUUUUCUUGUCAGUUGUCUGACAGAUGUACCACCUCUUGGGGUCUUCCUGUUUUUAGACACAGUGAACAUUCACUCAAACACACCACUGUGCCUCUUACCUACAGGUUUUGGAGCGUUUUUCUUUGAAACUAACUCCAAUUAUUGUUAUUAUUAUUAUUAUUAUUUUGAAUGCUCAUCUUGUUGUGUCUACCCCAUCAUCUCUCUUUUUUUUGAAAAGCACUAAAGGCUUACUACACCUCUUAAUAUCACACUAUGUUUGUAAUUUACAGUCACCACUGUAUCCUCAGAUCUGAUCCAUCCGUUGGUAAAAUGUCAUCUCUACCUCUCUUUCUUGGCACCAAGGCUCUUAUUAUUGACUGAAAUAGACACAGCAAGAUCUUCAGUCAUGUUCUGUCAUAAUCUGAUAGAUUCCCUGUGCUCAGUAUUACCGUCCAAGCCUCCCUGGGAACCUUUCACAACACAGUAUGUCUCUGUCGCUGUGUCUUCACUUAGUGGGGUGUGAGAAACUAAAUAAGAGGUCCUGCAGGUGCCUUCUCCAAUGCCAGUGGAAUGCUCAUUAAACAUCACCUCCUUCAGGCACAUUAGCAUCAUGCUUAUAUAAAGCCUGUAUACACGUCCAUUAGGUGGAUACUUAAGCUUGAUUUUCAGCCCAGUGCUGUAUAUCGGUUCUUUCAGUCUGCUUCAGGCAAACCCGUCUUUCUUGGCUGACAAGCCCUCAAUUUGAUUAGUACUUCUGUUUAAGUUGCAGCCUCUGUAGGACCCGAGUUUCACCUUUACCACGAUUUCUGUAUUCUUUUUUUACAUUUUUCCCUGGAUUGGUCUCAGUAGGUGACAUUUUUAAAUGUCAGACUUUGUGAGAUUUUUGUUGUUUCUCAUAGUCUAUGGUGCUUCCUACUUACCAGCCGGUGCGUCUAAAUGGUACAUCUGCUUCAGCUGUCUGAACUGACGGCUCUAGCAUGUAAAAGCCGACUGUGUCCUUUAUUCAGAAUGUAUUCAGUCGGGAUGUACAUAUAAUUAUUAUUUCCGUGUGUAUUUGCUGAUAGUGCAGUUUUAGCCCAUUUGUCCACGUUUUGACUUAAGCACAAGUAAUGGCAGCCAUUUAAGUUCAGCACCUUGGGUAUAAAAAUGUAUCAAUCAUAAAUGUUAUAUUCGCAGAUAUCAUGACAUUUAACUAAUGCAAAAGGACACAUGCUGUAGCACAGGAGUGCACAACUCCUCAAGGGCCUGGGUCCAGCACGGAUUUUCCUGCUUGAACACAUCUCCUAAACCUGGUAAUUAACUGUUAAGUUGAAUCAGAUGUCUUUAAGCAGGGGAAUCAAUAAACUGUGCAGUAUUCUGGCCUUUCAAGACUGGAGUUGUGCACUGCUGCACUAGGGUGUCCCUUCACCAAUAAUGUGGACUGAUUCGUAAGUCCAAUAAUGCAUAAACAUGGCAAUACAUAUGCUUCAUAUUAUAUACUAAGAUCGUUAGACAUUUGAACACCAAGCAUGACUGCUACUUUUCCUGUGAAUUUAAACACUGCUCAGCUGAGUACCUCCAUUAAAUUCAUUUUGAUUUAAUGAAUUUAUACUGAAUUAUAUGGGGUUUCUGAUUGUCUUAUUGUUCAAUCCAGUUCUUUUUUUUUCUUAGUAUUUCAAGAUACUAUAACCCAUAUGAGAGUAACUAUUUUGCCACAAAAAUGCAUGUAUAGCUCCCAAAUGUUAGUUUUUGAUUGUUUGGAAUUAUAUAUAACCAGGCACUCAGAAAUGUGGCCAGAAAGUCCAUAAAGUGGGUCGUGAGUGGAAAUCAUGGAAAAUGUAGUUUAUUGCCUUACAUUUACUCUGUCAGUAAAGAGAUUCUUCCUCAGAUCUUCAGUAUUUAAAGCUGUGACAAGAAUCAGACUAUCACUACAAUUAAAGUUGUUUUGAGCUGUGAGAGCAAAUUCCAGGGUCUUAAUAUGGAAUUAUAGUGCAAUUUAUAUCCAGUGAUGCUGUCUGACAUAAGCUAUGGGUGAUGGUUCCGUAUGACUGGCGGUACAAUGUGCAAACGACUGUUGCACGCUGUGAUAUGUAGCAUUUGUAGGAUUUCUCUUGAGUGCACCUGUGUGGAGCUGCUCAGAAUGAACAGCAAGUUGACUGGAAAUUACUGCUAGAGAUUGUGUUCCUUUCUGUACAACUAUAGACAAUGCAUUAAUGAAAUGAAACCUUAUAGUAUUUGGAUGAUAGUAUUUUAAGUUGUUAUUUGCACAAGGCAUGCAUUUCAGUUUGGGGAGGGGGGAAUUUAUUAGCUAAUAUGAUCACGAUUCUCCAUCAAUUAUAAUGUUAGGAUAAUUCUAACAUUGCCUUGUCCCAGAUCUAAAUGGUAAAUAUGGUACAGCUAGUCUCCUAUAGCUGUAAAUUUAGCACAGGGCAUUAGCCUUAGCAUCUCUGCUACCGAUGUUUUUUAUUCCUUUAGAAAGAAAAGUCAAUGAAAUGCUGUCAUGCUGCAUGCGUAGAAUAUACAAAGAAUUAUUCUUGAUUACCUUGAGUUUCUCUCAAUGAUUUUCAUGUUGUGCAAUCGUUUGGCCAGGCACAUCCCAAGUAAUCUGAUUAUAUAUGGAAUGUGAAUGAAAAGUAACUGUAUUUCUGGAAAAAUAGACUUAAGCCAGCAAUAACAAAUGGAAAAAAGUAAUAAGUGAGUAAAAGUAAGAAUAGAAUGAUAAUGAUUGUACUUCAUUUUGCAUUUAAAUCGAUUUUAUUGUCUUUUAUUGCAACAUGUAUAUUUCCCAUUUGUUUUGAGUCUCGGGAUUUUAACAUGAAAGUGUAAAUUAAACUGGGCACUGCAAAACUCUGUCUCAAAACUCAAAUAGCAUGACUAUGACAUAACAGCAGUUUUGUCUUACUUGAAAGUGUCGCUUUUCAAUAAAUCCAAGGGCAUUGAAAACUCAAAA
Messenger RNA from Pangasianodon hypophthalmus (striped catfish), 5352 nucleotides. RefSeq names its product TLC domain containing 4b (gene tlcd4b). The coding region runs from base 1348 to 2118 and encodes 256 amino acids. Gene Ontology annotation, cellular component: endoplasmic reticulum; membrane. Lineage: Eukaryota; Metazoa; Chordata; Actinopteri; Siluriformes; Pangasiidae. Gene Ontology annotation, biological process: lipid homeostasis. The record is from RefSeq and is a predicted model, not a curated record. The transcript is spliced from 5 exons.